AUGUUGAUUAGUCAAAAAACACCAAAUCUAUGUUUUACUGAUAAAUCGUCAACAAUGAAUUUAUCAAGUCAAUUAAACAAUCCAAUUAUUUUCAAUGCGAACAAUACAGAAUCACAAGAUAAACAUCAUCAUCAUCCGCAUCAUCGUCAACAUCAUCGUCAGCAUCAUGACGCUGAUGCUGAUGACGAUGAUGAUGAUGAUGAUGCGGAUGCCGAUAACGGCGAUGGCGAUGACGCUGAUGAAGAUGAAUUGAAAUCAUUCAACAUUGACAACUCACAUCAGUCGAAUUUUCUAAUCAAUCGUACUAGACAUAGUUCCGGUGAAUCAUCGAUCACUUCGAAAUCCCCUGUAUCACCAAUAGUACUAUCAUCAUCUGUAACACCGAAUAGAUCAAUGUUUAAAUCUCCUCCUCCUCCUCCUCCUCCACCACCACCUCCACAUCCGGCUGCACUACCACAGUCAUCAUCAUUUCUAUCACCCCCAACAUCAUUGUCAUUUCCAUUUCCUACUAUUCUUCCGCCAUCCAUAUCAAAUUCAUCAUCAUCAUUACACGAUGACGACACUAUGACAUCAUCAUUCUAUUCCUCAUUAAUGAAAAAAAUCAAUCCAGAACAAUUACAUCAUCUCAUGAAAAUGUUGCAGGAAACAAUGUCAACUAGUUCAUCAUCAUUAUCGUCAUCAUCAUCAUCAUCAUCAUCAUCAUCUACAUCGAUCUCAACCACCACAACCACCACAACAACACCAUCAACCACAGCAUUCAUGAAUUCUACAUUCAAUUCAAUGUUCACUGGUUCAAUGUUCAAUAAGCAGCCAUCUUCUUCCAUAUCAAUGAAUUUAUUCAAUAGCAAUAAUGUUGUUGGCAAUCAUCAUGAUGUAUACAAUCCUAUGAUGAAUGAUUAUCAUUUACUACAAGAGGAUUAUUCACAUUGUUGUAAUCGUAAUAAUCAACAACAGUAUUAUGGUGAUUUACGAGAUUAUUUGAAUUAUCCAACUCAUUGGUCAGAUAAUAGUAAUAGUAAUAAUAAUAAUAAUGUACUACUUAUGAUGUUAAUGAUGAUGUUGAUGAAACGAAACAUUGACUCGUUGACAUCAACACCAACACCACCACAGUGCUUCACGUCAUCAUCACCCUCGACAUCAUCAUCCUUGAUGACAACCAUGUCACCAUCCUCAUCGUCAUCAACAACAACGACAACACCAACAACAGCAGGUGUAAUCAAUCAACCAGUAGAUAACCAUGAUAAAUCAAAUCGACAUUGUUAUUAUCCUACAUUGCAUAGUGGAAAUUAUGCCAACAACACUACUGCUUGUGAUGAUGAUGCUGAUGAUGAUCGUGUCUGGCGAAAAUCUUUCAAAUGUUGUCAUACAAUCAAUAAUGAUCACAGUGAUGAUGGAGGUGAUGAUGAUCAUCAUCAUGGAGAUAAUUUGAAACACAAAUUGCAUUCAUUCAAUCUAAUUGCGGAGAAAUUAAAUUUUCGUGAUAGUAGCGAUUCAAAUACUACUAGUAAAACUACUACUAUCAAUAGUAGUAGUAGUAGUUGUUGUGGUAGCAACAAGAAUACUAAUACUACUUAUAAUCAUAAUCAUAAUACUAAUCAUAGUAAUACAUAUCAAUCAUCGAAUUCAUUAGUGAUGAAUGAUUUAUUACUAAAUGAAGCAUCCAGUCAAGGUGAUUCAUUGAUUCAACGAACUGAAUUGUUAGACUCUGAUCUGUGGAAACAUUUUCAUAGUAUGACUACUGAAAUGGUGAUUACUAAAUCAGGACGUCGAAUGUUUCCAUCAUUCAAAGUUCGUGUCACUGGUUUAGAUAGAAAUGCCAAAUAUAUUAUGCUAUUAGAUAUUGUAUCACGUGAUGAACAUCGUUAUAAAUUUCAAAAUGGUAAAUGGACAAUUGCUGGAAAAGCUGAUCCGGAACCAUGUCGUAAACCGUAUAUUCAUCCUGAUAGUCCAACAACCGGUGAAGAAUGGAUGCAUAAACCAAUUUCAUUUCAUAAAUUAAAAUUAACUAAUAAUGUAGCUGAAAGACAAUCAUUUCAAGCUGUGCUCAAUUCAAUGCAUAAAUAUAUACCAAGAUUUCAUAUUGUCCGCGCUGAUCAUUUAAACAAAAUCAAUAUGGCGAAUUUCGUUACAUUUAUUUUUGAUGAAACAGAAUUCAUUGCUGUCACUGCUUAUCAGAAUGAACGAAUUACUCAAUUGAAAAUUGAUAAUAAUCCAUUUGCUAAAGGAUUUCGAGAUAAUGGUAGUGGACGUCGUGAAAAGAAAAGUUUACGAUUACGUUAUAAACAAUCAAUCAAUCCGAUGGAUACUUGUCAAAAUUUAAAUCAUUUACAAAAUGAUCUAUUGAAAAAAUAUUCCAUUCAGUUAAACGAACCAUAUGAUCAUCAUGUUCAAUGUUCAAUUUCCAAUUCAAUCUAUCAUUCAUCAUGUACUACAACAAAUCGAUUGUUACAUCACAAUAACAAUACUACUAAUGAAUUCAAUGUCAAAUGUUCAUCAUCAUCCUCGUUAUCAUCAUCAUCAACCUCUUCAUGUUGUUCUUCGACUAGCAGCUAUUCAACAUCUAUUCACAUGACAUCUUCAUCAAUGACGUCAACAACAAAUCCAUUGUUGUUCAAUGGAUUGCCUACCAAAUCAUUAUCGUUUUAUGGAACAGAUCAAUUGUCAUCAUAUUCAAUACAGAAUUUAAAUAAUUGUAAUAAUAAUAGUAAUAAAUCAACUGACUCACCACCACCACUAUUAUCAUCAUACACAUCAUCAGUAUCAUCAGUUCAUAAUUUGUCGAUCGAUAAAUUAUCUGCUACAAAAGAUCAUUUCACAACUUCUCUGUCAUCAUCAUCAUCAUCAUCGUCAUCCUCAUUAACUUAUCCUCUUUGUUCCACUACUACUACUACUACUACUACUACUACUACUACUACUACUACUACUACUACUACUACUACUACUACUACUACUACUACUACUACUACUACUACUACUACUACUACUACUACUAUCCACACUACUGCUGCUGCUACUAGUACUACUAAUAGAACCACUACUACUAUAACUACCACUAAUAAUCAUAUUAAUAAUAUCCAUUAG
Schistosoma turkestanicum is the source of this 3081-nucleotide messenger RNA. The record is from the annotation of a GenBank genome assembly. NCBI's taxonomy places the organism in Eukaryota, Metazoa, Platyhelminthes, Trematoda, Strigeidida, Schistosomatidae.